This is a messenger RNA of Aspergillus wentii DTO 134E9, 510 nucleotides long. RefSeq lists its product as uncharacterized. The transcript has a single exon. Lineage: Eukaryota; Fungi; Ascomycota; Eurotiomycetes; Eurotiales; Aspergillaceae. The record is from RefSeq and is a predicted model, not a curated record. Bases 1 to 510 code for a protein of 169 amino acids.
AUGGCGACCGCAGAGAAGACAAAGCAAAAAGCUCCUAUCCAACAGGAAGAGGACUACUCUUCCGGGGAUGACUAUGAGACUGAUGACUACGAGCUUUCAGAGGAAGAUGAACCUCAAUCCCAACGAGCACAUCAACAGAAACAGCCUCGACGGCAGCGACAGCAGCAGCUACAGCAGCUACAACGAAGACGGCAAGAUGAUGAGACUGAUGAUGACGAUUAUUCCUCCGAUGAGCUCUAUUCGGACGAAUACGACGACGACGACAAUUAUUAUGACGACGGCGCUAUACAAAACCGGUCCGUACAGCCAUACCAGUCAGGCGGAAAGUCGAUAACCAACAAUAAUGGCACCAAUAGCACCAUCACCAACGGAGGCAUGGACGUCAUCGACAAAAAGAAGCCGAGUAUAGACGAGGAGGAGGGAAUGAAACUCAAGUUGGAGUUGAAUCUCGACAUCGAGGUCGAACUCAAGGCACAUAUCCACGGUGAUCUAACCUUGGCUUUGAUGUAA